Acanthosepion pharaonis is the source of this 1614-nucleotide messenger RNA. The record is from the annotation of a GenBank genome assembly. NCBI's taxonomy places the organism in Eukaryota, Metazoa, Mollusca, Cephalopoda, Sepiida, Sepiidae.
AUGGGUAUCUUACGGAGACAGCAAACAAUCUCGUCGAAAAAACACAGGACAAGAAAUGACGACAGUAGGAGGCAGGGAAUUUCUUCCCAGAGAUAUAUAUUAUCUGUAGUCCGUACCCGAACAAAACUAUCUAAGGUGUCGGCCAUCUCUCUCUUUCUCUCUCUCUCUCUCUCUCUCCCUCCCUCUCUCUCUCUCUCUCUCUCUCUCUCAUUUAUCACCAUUAUUUGGUGGUAUUUAAACCGUCUCGCUUUAACAUGGUCGUCAUCGAGUGCAGAGGGAAUUGAUUAUAUUUCUUCAAUCAACUCGCUCAUAUUUGCAACACUUCUUCUUCUUCUUCUUCUUCUUCUUCUUCUUCUUCUUCUUCUUCUUCUUUCUAUUUCUUUUUUGGUCUCUUCUUUUUCUUCUCCAUCGUUAUACGUCUUUUUCUUUGGUUUCUUCUUCUUUCUUUUUCUUCUUCUUCUUCUUCUUCUUUUUCUUCUUCUUCUUUCUUCUUCUUCUUUUUCUUCUUCUUUCUUCUUCUUCUUCUUCAUCGCUAUACGACUUUUUCUUUGGUUUCUUCUUUCUUUUUCUUCUUCUUCUUUUUCUUCUUCUUUCUUCUUUUUCUUCUUCUUUCUUCUUUUUCUUCUUCUUCAUCGCUAUACGUUUUUUUCUUUGGUUUCUUCUUCUUUCUUUUUCUUCUUCUUCUUCUUCUUUCUUCUUUUUCUUCUUCUUCAUCGCUAUACGUCUUUUUCUUUGGUUUCUUCUUCUUUCUUUUUCUUCUUCUUCUUUCUUCUUUUUCUUCUUCUUCAUCGCUAUACGUCUUUUUCUUUGGUUUCUUCUUCUUCUUCUUCUUCUUCUUCUUCUCUAUCCGUCUCUUUCUUCUUUGGUCUCUUCUUCUUCUUCGUUAUUUGCCUUUCAUUGAUGAUAAUUUUAUUGCCAAGAAAUCAUUUUUAUAUUUUAGCCUUUCAUUUUCUUUUGUUUCAUUUUUAUAAGUUUUCUUCAUCAUUAAUUCAUCUGUUUCCUUUUUCUUUAUUUUCUCAAAAUAUCUUCUAUUUACUUUUUUCGUUUCUAUUUCUCUUUCCCUUUCGAAAUCCUUUUUGUUCUAUCAUUUUUUGUUUCGUUAUCUUGUAUUUUCCUCGGCCUUCUCCUCUUAUUUCUGUUACGACCUUUUUUCUUUUUCUAUGCUCUCCUUUGUCCUACUCAAUUCAUCUUUAUACGCAUAGCUUUUGUUUGGUACCCUCUCUCUAUCUCUCUCUACACUUUACCUCUGCUUCACUUAAAAGCAGGCAAAAUCCGAAUCAUUUUCCCUCCAGUUCUUUUGUUGUCCCUUUUUUCUGUUCUUCUCGCCUUUUUUUUUUCUUUCUUGCUUCACGUACUUCUUCAUUCAUAUUCGCUCCCUCUUUCUCCGGCAUCAUCUUCUCUUUACCCUCCUCCUUCUUCUUCUUCUCCUCCUCCUUCUCCUUCUCCUUCUUCUCCUCCUCCUCCUUCUUAUCUGUGCUCUUGCAGUCGCCAUUAUUCUUCUACUUCUUCUCCACUUUCUGCCCUCGUACGCGAUGUACACGUUUACAAGGCCGGUCCUCAUCCUUUUGUAAACAUUUACCUGUCUUUCUUACACACCUGUUCUCUUUCUCUUGA